AUGCGUGAACUCGAACUCCUCACCCCAGAGCUGUUCCUGGACAUAACAGACCACCUCUCCUCUUCAGACCUCAACAACCUCGCCCGAACAUGCCGCCUCGCCUACAACAAAGUCGACUGCUGGCUGUACUUCCGCUUCGCUAAGGAAAUGUACACAUGGGUCGCAAACACCGGCAACGAAGCCACUUUGCACAAAGCCCUCAGCCACAACGCCCCCUUCACCGACGACCAGCUGCUCUUCGGCAUGCUCAGCAAAGUCAACGAGCGCCACCGCCCGCACGGCAUCCGCAUCGCGACCCUCCUGAUCUCCGCACAGACUAGCGGCACCAACAUCGGCAUCGACAUCGAGUGGACGAGCUGGUACGGCCACACUCUGCUCCAGAACGCCGUGCACGAGAAUAUCCCCUCCCUCGUGAAGAUGCUGCUUGAUGCCGGCGCCAACACGGGCCCCUUCACGCCGAGCCUGGAGGACAUCCAGCCGUUCGGGUACGAUGACUCGUUGCUCAGAUACGCCGCGUCCAAGGGGUCCGCCGAGGUCCUGCAGCUCCUGCUUGACAGCAAGCGCGCAGGGAACAUCGACCAGGGCGCCCUGACGGCGCACCUCACCCCUCUAGCAAAGGCAAUCGAGAGCGGAUCCGUAGACUGCGCAGAGCGCCUCCUCAACGCCGGCGCAGACCCCAACAUCCUCCUCUUCAACAACGAGAGCCCGCUGUGUCUCGCAGCACGCACGCCCAGUCUGCUCGGGCGGCCCCAGAUCCGCAGCACAAUGAUCAACCUCCUCCUGCACCGCAACGCCAGCGCCACAAACCCAGCAUCCAACCCUCCUCUCCGGUGCGCAGUCCUAGCAGGCCACACCGAAGCCGUGACAACCCUCCUCUCCGCCCCGCAAACGGACGUGAACUACACCACCAUGCCCGAAACCUCAACCGCCCUAACAGACGCGAUCAAGGCAAACCAAACACCCAUCGCCCUCCUCCUGCUCGAGAAAUGCCCCGCCCUAAACGUCAACAAAGGGCAGCCCCUCGCCCUCGCAAUCCGCCGCCUCCAAGUCCCUGUCGCGCGCGCAAUCCGUCGCACGCGCCGUCUAUCUCAUGCGUCAUACAUGCGCGGUCUAGCGCAGGCGAUUGCGCUGCGGAAGCUCGCGACGAAUUCGAUGAUCUGGACCAUGACGUGUGAGAUGGUUUCGCGGCGCGGGAGCUGGAUGGAGGCCAAGGCGGAGCUGGAGACUUUGUAUCGGCUUGCGACGGCGGCGAGAAAUCCGUCCGCGCUGGUGUAUUUGGGGAAGUGGGUGGGGAAUCGGCGGAUGUGUUUGUAUAUGCAGGGGGCUUUUCAGAGGGGGGAUUAUCCGAGGGAUUAG
Molecule: messenger RNA, 1356 nt
Organism: Aspergillus mulundensis
Lineage: Eukaryota; Fungi; Ascomycota; Eurotiomycetes; Eurotiales; Aspergillaceae
Product: ankyrin repeat domain-containing protein
Exons: 1
Coding region: 1-1356 (451 amino acids)
Molecular function (GO): protein binding
Source: RefSeq, a predicted model, not a curated record